Messenger RNA from Schizosaccharomyces cryophilus OY26, 1366 nucleotides. RefSeq names its product tRNA pseudouridine synthase. NCBI's taxonomy places the organism in Eukaryota, Fungi, Ascomycota, Schizosaccharomycetes, Schizosaccharomycetales, Schizosaccharomycetaceae. Gene Ontology annotation, cellular component: mitochondrion. The coding region runs from base 85 to 1212 and encodes 375 amino acids. Gene Ontology annotation, biological process: mRNA pseudouridine synthesis; tRNA modification. The record is from RefSeq and is a predicted model, not a curated record. Gene Ontology annotation, molecular function: pseudouridine synthase activity; RNA binding. The transcript is spliced from 2 exons.
CAACGCUGCUGCGUUUUUGCGUUUAUAAGAAAAACAAAAAUCAUUUCUCCCAGUGUAAGUCAGAGACAUUGCUUUGCUUACAGUAUGAAGGGAGGAUUGGUUGCUAUCAAUAAACCAUCUGGGAAAUCCUCAGCUCAAUGCUUAAAUGAAAUUAAGGCGAUUAUUUCCAGAAGUGAAUUGGCAAAAUUCUUCCAGCCAGACCCUCCUCACCCCAAUGAUAAAAAUAGCAAACGCAAGAAAUGGAAGCGCAAUGAUAUCAAGAUAGGACAUGGAGGUACUCUUGAUCCUCUGGCAUCAGGCGUUUUAGUCGUUGGCUUGGGCAUUGGAACAAAACAGUUACCGACACUAUUGUCUUGUGUAAAAACGUAUAAAGCCACCUGCUUAUUUGGAUGCUCCACAAAUACUUACGAUUCAUCCGGGAAAAUUAUCCGCGUCGCUACUAAAAUCCCUAGCAAAGAAGAAAUUGCAGAUGGUUUAGCAGCAUUUCGUGGUGACAUUCUUCAGUUACCUCCACUUUAUUCUGCUUUACAUAUUCAAGGAAAACGUCUUUACGAAUAUGCCCGGGAAGGACUGCCCCUACCCGAGAAUGUGAAACCUCGUCCCAUGCGAUGUGACCAUCUUGAACUUAUAGACUUUCACGAAAAGGGUCAACAUAACUAUAACGACCCUGAUACAUUUGCGAGCAAAGAAGAGAUUGAAUCAGAAGAACUCUUGCGCCCAGUCCCUGAUUCCGAGAAGAAAAAGGCUGAAAAUGAUUCAGACGGUGCUGUAAAUCAUGACUCUGUUCAAGACAACAAUGAAAAUUCCCAGCAAAAAUCCUCUAAUGAAGAAGCUUCGGCUGUAAAAUCUACUUCUGUCGAAAGUAUUCGCACUACAGAGGAAAAGGAAGGACAGGAAAAUAAAAAUGAACCAAAAAAUAGAAAAAGAAAAUUAGAGGUAACUGAUUUGGAACGGGGUUCUCGUCCUGCAAUUGGUCCUUCUGCGGUUUUGGAUAUGAGCGUAUCUUCAGGGUUUUAUGUCAGAUCUGUAAUACACGACCUUGCCCAUCAUAUCGGAAGUGAAGCUCAUAUGGUGGAUUUGAUUCGUACCCAACAGGGGGAUUUCGUUUUGGGCAGUGAUGCAUGCUUCGAGUUUGAGGAAUUUCAUUCUGCUGGUUGGGAGCAAAAAUUGGCAUCUUUAUUAAAACUCGAUCUAGAAAACAAAGAAGGUUAAACUAUAAAUAGAAAUAAUGUCUGUAUAAUCGGUCAUCCUAGUCAUUUGUAAAUAAAUAAUUAUAAAUCGCAAAGUCUUCUAAUGAACUCAAAAUAAUAACUUGUUUAUGAUUUCCGAACAUAUGCCUUAAACUCUUUCAAGCGUCCAAUCUGGC